AUGAUACCCAAUCCGAGCAACGCGCGCGCAGUCGUGGGAUCGACGGUACCUCUGGCUGACAACGUCGGUUCGUGGGGUCUCCCCGAGGUCUUUCAACAGCUUUCCUUUAUCAACAGAGCGGAAGAGAUGGUAGCGAAAAGGUUACUGGGAGAAUACGUUCAUCUUCCAAACAGUACACUUGAGCAGGUAGCAAGGGAGAAGGAACGAUCCUUCAAUCACCCAGGGUUGCAAGCUUUGAGACAAGAGCAGACAGAACUGCGUGGAAGAGCUAUGGAUUUGUCGCGCAGAGGCAUACGGCAGAUGCACAUUUCAGACUUGCCCGAGGAGUUACUGUACGACAUCUUCGACCGCGUUGCCGAUCAUUGUAAGCUUAGUGAGCAGCAAGCAGCCGUCAUAGCGAACUCACGGCUUGUAUGUCGUCAGUUCAACCAGAUUGCGUCACGUUUACUAUGUCAAACGUUGAGAGUGCGGCUAGAUCGGGAGUCUGUUGACAGCGCAGUCGAGCUCAUGCAAAACCCGCUUAUUGCCAGCGGGGUCCGUGAAGUAGAGCUGGAGCUGAGUUAUCGUCCUAGGGAGCUCGCGACCAACCUGCACCGGUACACCAGUCAUUUCAAAGAAACCCUAGAACUGUGUGCCUUGGAGUGUGACGACUAUCUCCAAGGAUGGGAGCCUGGCGUCUAUGAAGGCCCCGUAUGCUGCAAACAGCCUUUUGAGGAAUACAAGAAAGCCUCGGAUAACUACGCUGUGAUUGACCGGGCUUGGGGAGAGUACUUGAGUCCCUCGAUCAACCUACAAGAUUGCGAUGAAAGGGUUGUACAGUAUCAGCGAAUCAUCGGCCAAAGUUACGUGGCGUAUCGUGGAAAGCAUGAGGAGCAGCUUUCUUUACUCAAGGAGGGUUCGUUUGUGACAGAUGUCGUUAAUCUGAUCGCUGCACUACCCAAAAUGACACGAAUAUGGUUUACUGAUAAACCGAAAUUUGGCGGGCCCAACAGCUGUUUUUCGUGGCCCUGGUACUGCUGCGGGGGCUCGAGUGGUCCCAGCACGUAUCUCAACGACAGAGAAAAAUUGCAAGAGUUCCUCCAGGGUACACAGACGUGGAGCGAAAUUGAGUCCAGGCUUACCCCUGAUGCCGAACUCAUGCCAGCCAGGAUCCUGGUGGAAGUGCUCAUUGGCAUUGGUGCAUGUGGUGUUCUUCCAACUCUCAUCCAAAUCAAAUGCUUCCCUCGGAGGACGAGCCCCAAGAUUGUCACCCCGGAAUCCUGGAAUAACCUACAGACGGCAUCUAGAAGGCUGGAAGUCGUUUUGUUUGCCGACAAAGAGUGGCGUGCAGAAGGUCCCAUCUCACCGGGUUGCCAGGACUUUGUUGACGCAUACCUAGGCGCUAUUCUCUCUGGGCCGCGUCUGGAAAGGGUUGUUGUCAGGCUUCCAGCGCCGCAGCCCAUGAGUAUUGUAAGUUCCCCACUAGGUACAACCAUCAGCACCAUCCAUACCUCGCGUCUCGUUCAACUAUCGUUGUCCGACAUUUCGAUGACCCAGAACGACCUGGAGACCCUCUGCCGAAAGCUUGGGGACAGCAUGGAGAGUGUUACCCUCACAGACAUUGUUCUAUCUCAAGGAAGCUGGGCAAAUCCAAUAGAAAUAUUACAUCACAAGCUGUCGAAGAGAUGCCAGGACCGAAAGUGCUAUUUCACGUUUUGGUCCCCCGAGGGUGGCGAAUUUGGCCGUAAACCUAGGGGUAUGGGUCGCGGGUCUGGGCAUGAGUUUUACAAGCUUGGGAUCCCAUUGGCAUCGAAAUGUGAUCAAUACGUCAUGGGCGAUGAGAGGGUGACAGAGAAUCCAUUGCGAACAACCGUGGCGGAGAUGUGA
Neoarthrinium moseri is the source of this 1866-nucleotide messenger RNA. RefSeq lists its product as uncharacterized. NCBI's taxonomy places the organism in Eukaryota, Fungi, Ascomycota, Sordariomycetes, Amphisphaeriales, Apiosporaceae. The transcript has a single exon. The record is from RefSeq and is a predicted model, not a curated record. Bases 1 to 1866 code for a protein of 621 amino acids.